GGAUUCCUUCACCAAAAAAGCGCGCGGCCGUGCGGCUGGCUCGUCAAUCCUACCAGUUUCCAUCUGCGGCGGGUCGCGCAUCUCGCCGAAGGACAUCACCAAGGACAUCACCAAACCCCAGGUUGCUGCGUGUGCGUACACUGCGUAGUUUUCCCAGCCCGGCCUACCAUCGCCGACGUUGGACGUUGGACGUUGUCACCCCUCGGGGCUUUCGGUCGUCUUCUUCCCCUCGGGUCGCUUUCGGUCGCCAUAGCCCAGCAGUGGUUGUCCACCAUUAUCGACUGCAAGUUAUCCAUUGAAGUACGGCAUAUUGGCGGAGCGGCGGCAAGGAAGGAGGAGAAUGUCUGAGGAGGAGCGAAGGAGGAAAGACAUCGUUGGACAGGUGGUAGCGUCCGUGGUCGUAUUGGUGGUAUAACCUUGGAAAUCGUGAGUGGGAGGAGACGAGGGGAGGUGGUGGUCGUUGUUGAGAAGCAUCGUUGGACCAUCGGAGGGAUAGCGUCGGAGUGAGCGGGAGGAGAGACAAGGAAAGGUGGUAGUCGGUGCUGAGUAGCUUCGGUGUGUGCAGAGUCGGUGGUAGCAUCGGAGGUACAGCGUCGGAAAUCGGGAGCGGUAGGAGAGGAGGUGAGGUGUGAGUGGGAGGAGAGGAGGUGAAGUGGUGGUCGGUGGUGAGAAAGAUGAGCGAGGACACGUCAACGGACAGGGAUGACCACGGAGGUGAAGUUGUAAGGACCUUAUUCAUUUCUGGACUGCCACAAGAUGUGAAGGAGAGAGAGCUGUACACACUCUUUCGUCCUUACGAUGGAUAUGAAAGCUCGCAGAUCCAGCUGCCGUUGAGGUCUCCACAUCCUGUUGGAUUUGCAGUUUUUGUGGAUCAGGAAUCGGCUUUGGUGGCCAGGGAUGGCCUGAAUGGUACUGUUUUUGAUCCCAGCAAUCCAUCUCUGAAGCUCAGAGUUGAAUUGGCAAAAGCCAACUCGAAACCAAAACGAGCGCGACCAGAAGAAGGGUCGUCGCCUGACAAAGUCGAUAGGAAAUUCAGAGGGCCACCUGCGCCCAUAUCCAUGCCUGCACAUCUUCGUGAAACGGUCCCAAUGUACAUACCAGCAUGGGCAGCAGCGCCGCCGAGGCAGAGAUGGCGAUAAUGUGUUGCGACUUACUUCAACAUAGGAGAGAAACGGGCCAAAUGGCCUUCAGAAGUAGAAUUACAAAGGAGCGUGCAUGCAAUUCAAGUCUGCAUAAAGCUGCUGUAAUGACCUCGAUGUGGUCUUGCUGCCUGUAAUUUGUGCUGCUCUGGCAGAUUGGUUCGUUCAGCAGUUUUAUUAGAGGAAAAGAUGAACAGCAUUGGGUUGGGGAUUGCGGUUAUGCACUUUGCUAUUGGGUUGGGCUGCAGGUGAUCUUGAGCUGCUAAGGGGAUAGCAGUCGUACGCUUUUUUUGCUGGCUGUGAACGCAUUUCGAAGGCCGAGUUGGACGAGCUGCCACCCGGAUGUGGACCUCGGCUAACUUCGUCGCCAGGAACUAUAGGGAGCUGCAUACAGGAGGCGCAAGCUGAGAACAAGAACGCAUUUCGAUCGUUUCGGAAAGGUCUGCACCAUGGCUGACUUUGUCACAAGGAGCUAUAUGGAUCUGCUUAGGGGAAACGAGUGUGCUGAUUGGCUUCAGUUUACACCAUGACGGUAAUGCCGGUGGAGGCUAUGGAAAUAGGAGGGAGCUGUGGAACCCAACCAUCAAGCACAAGUUGGCGGAGCUUGAAGAGAGAUGUGGAGAUUGAGCGCUGCUAUGAAAGCAGUGAAGCUUCUCGUUUGGAUUGGGAGCAGACUUGAUUUGCCACAAGCACCGCUCAGGUUAAGGUGAUCAGGGGAGAAGAGGAAGCAGAGGAUGGAUGAGGAUUGGUACAGGAUGGGUACAAGGAUGUUGAAAGCCCUGGCUACAGCCCUGGAGGAUCUUCGGCAGGUCUUCUGUUUGAUGUACAGUCUAAGUGACGCCGGGAGUUAUCUGGUCCAAAGGGAAACAAAAAAAACUCAAGGAUUCACACAAAGGAAAAAGAAAAGAGCAACACAGGGGGAAAUGGUUGUGUUGUGCUAUUUCCGCCUCGCGUAUAGUACUUGUCAAGUGUGAGGAUUGGGAAGAAGUGCGUAAUAAUAUUCCGGAUAGAUACAGUAUGUUCGACAAUGGUUUGAAAGUGACAAUGAGAAACGAGCUCCCACGAUGAUGCCUGGUGUUUGGAAUGUCAAGCAGACAGUUUCGGAUGAGGCGGGGGGACGAGCAGAGCGUUCCUCCGAGCAAAUGUAAUAUGGAGAAAUGCGUAGGGUUGUGGAGUGGAAUGAUGACGUCCGCAGCAGCAACAGCACCGGUCAAAAUGUGAUAUGGAGAAAUGCGUAGGGUUGUGGAGUGGAAUGAUGACGUCAGCAGCAGCAACAGCACCGGUCGAUCGGAUUCACCGUGACAGCACGGCUCGUGUGGUGUGUUCUUCAGCGAGAAUUCGGCUUUUGUAUCAAGGCGAGAUCUUGUGCAGGUUUUGGCUUUCCCGUUGAAUUGCGGAUCAUGAUUAAGAUGCUGGAGGGUGCGAGGCAGUAGCGAUGGAAACAGCAGCAACAGCAGCAGAAGCAGAAGCAGCAGCAACAGCAGCAGCAACAGCAGCAGCAGCAUGUAACAGCCGUGUCCUCUUGCUGGAGGAUGUAGUUAGUUCGGAUUUCAAGUUGAAUUAGAGAAGAGGAGAGGAGAGUUGCAUGUGUGGGUUGGGAGAGCUUUUAGGCCGAAAGCAGAGAGAGCGAUGUUGGUUGUGAGGCAGAGAGAGGGGUCUGUGGAUUGUGAGAGUGUAGUUUAUUCUAGGAAUUGUAGGCGGGGUGCUUUCGGAUGUAUUCGGUGAUUUUGGCAGUUUGUCGUUAGCAAGAGAAGUAGAGUGAAUUGUUGAUUGUCGAGGCUUUUGCAUCUCUGUGACCAGCGUCCCACCGUUGGCUGACGAUGGUAUUUUGAAAGGGUUUCGUGAAGGCUGAAGGAGUGGUAUGACUGGAUGGCGAAGUUCUGAGACUCUGCCGAUGAUCCAGGGCUUCAACGUGCUGUGGGAGGGUGCAGAAACUUGCCCAAAAGCCUGAACUAGAAAGUUUACACUCUCCACUCUUCGGCUCAUUCUAUCUCUUUCUGUCCUCAGGAUUUCGACUCUCUGGAGUUUGAGCAAUUCUGUGUAUUAAACUUUUUAACCCGCAGUGCUGUUCAUUGAAUUGUCUGUGAUGAUGUGUGAUGCCAGAUUGUCUAAGUGAACCAUUGCAAUACGAGACAGAAAGAUGGAGUGAAAAAAAAGAAAGAUGGAGUGAAAAAAAAAAAAGAAGAAACAAAGAUGGACUAUGUGC
This is a messenger RNA of Chara braunii, 3345 nucleotides long. NCBI's taxonomy places the organism in Eukaryota, Viridiplantae, Streptophyta, Charophyceae, Charales, Characeae. The record is from the annotation of a GenBank genome assembly.